Messenger RNA from Durio zibethinus, 2529 nucleotides. RefSeq lists its product as uncharacterized. The record is from RefSeq and is a predicted model, not a curated record. NCBI's taxonomy places the organism in Eukaryota, Viridiplantae, Streptophyta, Magnoliopsida, Malvales, Malvaceae.
ACCUUCAAUUGCGUCCAUCCCUUGUAGUUGUCCCAAUUCCUCUUUGCUCUUAUCUUUCUAGCAAUCUCUUUGUUUUGAGAAAUAGACAUGGACAUCAAACCUUUCCUACAUAAACACUACUUGUUGUUUGAUCAUUACAACAAUCAAGACGCAAGUUGUGAUAAAUGCAAUCAGAAAAUUGAUCGGUGGGCUUAUAAUUGUGAAACCUGCAACUUCUGGCUGCACUCAGCUUGUGCUGAACAGCAACUGCCUCCUCAGAUUUCACACUCUUUCCAUUCCCAACACCCCCUUACCCUGUACUUCGAUGUCAUCGAUUUCAUCUGUGACAAAUGUUUCACUCUCUCUCGAGGCCACAGAUAUCAUUGCAAUGAUUGCAAUUUGGAAAUUGAUGUCUCAUGCGCUGCUCACAGUACUCAUGAUGAGACAGUACUGGGGAAAAAGGAAAGCAGAAGAUCUGAUAGCAGAUACCGAAAAAUCGAUCAUUUCGUCCACAGAGAUCGCUUGACGGGUAUAUUCAAUUACAGAAAAGUUGGAAAGAAACACCGCAGUUGUGGUUGGUGUGAGAAGCAUCUAUCAGGAAUGUGUUAUGGCUGUUUUGAAUGUUUCGAAAAGUUCUACAUUCAUGAAACAUGCUUGAGCAACAUACCCACCAAAAUCUUGGGACAUCCCUUUCAUACAUCACACCCUCUUUACAUACAGCCAGCUAUGAAGUUCAACAACUCCAAGCCUUGUUGCAAUGCCUGUAAAGACGAAAUCGUGGGUGAAGCCUAUCGUUGUCAAAAGUGUCAAUUCAGCCUUCAUGUUCUUUGCUCUAGACUCCAACCCAGCCUAAAACAUGAGAUCCAUGACCACGGUCUCAGUUACUUUGAAAUAAAACAUCCCAAUGUUACAUACCAAUGUAACAUGUGUGAUAAGAAUAUCGGUGCCAAAUACAUCCAAAACAGGUUUUAUCGUUGCGUGCAAUGUGAUUUUAAUUUUCAUUUAAAAUGUCUUGAAAUUCUUCCUUCUGUCAUACAUAAAUAUCAUAGGCAUACUCUUAUACUCGUCAACCGAUUUAGAGAAGAUGAUUCUGGAGAAUAUUUUUGUGAUAUCUGCGAGGAAGAAAGAAAACCGAAACAUCCCAUAUAUUGCUGUAAAAAUUGCACAUAUAUUGCUCAUAUUCAAUGUGCACUUAAUAAGGUGGAUAGCAAAGUUUUGAAGCCAGAACUGAUUCAACAAGAGGAAGCAGAGAAGGGCAAUGAAGAAUCUCAAAAACAUGAUCUUGAGAGGCAGAUUGAACAUUUUACUCAUCAACAUUCCCUAAACUACUAUGAGGUAAUUGAAAAGAAGGAAGAUCUUCUCUGUAAGGCUUGCAAUUUGGAAAUUAAUGGGGAAGGCUAUGGCUGUGAAAGUUGCGAAUACUACUUGCACAAAACAUGCGCCAAAUUGUCCUAUGAAGUGCUACACCCUCUUCACACCCAACAUCCUCUCAAGCUCUUUGCUGGUAGUGAGCCAUUCCUAUGUGAGGAAUGUAGAGACUUCUCGGUUGGGUUUAUGUACGUAUGCUACCUGUGUAGUUUCAUUGUUGAUGUGAAAUGUGCUACCAUAAAAACGCAUGAUAACGAGAGUCAAAGGCGAAAAGAGAUGGGCAGAGAAUCAAAGUUGUGCCUUUUCAGCCAAGAUCAUGAGCUCUACUUCCUCAAUUUCAGUCUCAAACCCCAAAAAGAUUUUAAGUGCAGCAUUUGCUUCCUACUACUCUCGGGUCCAAUCCAGUAUUGCAUUCGUUGUCAUUAUUUUCUUCAUGAAUCUUGUCUUGGAUUUCCAAGGGAGAUCCAACUCUCGUUAAUUCAUCCAGAGCAUCCCCUGCACCCCAUUGUCAAUAAAAGCCGUUACGCAGGCUGUCUUGCCUGCCGUGUCUCGUUUGAUAAGUAUGACAUCGUCUAUAACUGUGAGGAGUGUGAAUUCUACCUCCAUCUUUCAUGUGCCAAUUCCCUAAGGCGAGCCUUAGAAUCCAAGCUUCACAAGCAUCCUCUUUUCUAUUUUGGAACAGAAUGCCAGGAACUCUUCAUGGGAGAUCACGGGCAUCCUCUUACCAUAUGUAAUGGAUGCAAGUACUCUCUUGGUGGUGUGCCUUUCUAUCGCUGCAUAUUGUGCUGUCUCAAUUUCCAUCUAGCAUGUGUCUUAAUCCCGCAUUUCAUCAAAUCUAAAUGUCACAUCCACCCCCUCACCCUUCGAGAUUGUUUUGUAGAAGAUGAUUCAGGAGAGUAUUAUUGUGAUAUUUGCGAAGAAGAAAGACUUCCAAAAGAUCACAUUUAUUUUUGUGAAGAAUGUGGAGGAUUAUUUGUUGCUCACAUUGAAUGCGUGCUUAACUAUAUGGAGGAAGAAAUGGCAGCAGCAGAAAAGUCAUCCUCAAAUCUGAUACUAGACUUUGAGAACACCUCAAGGCAGGCUGAGAACGAAGUGUCCACAGAUGAUUCAAAGGAAGAAGAGCAAAGCAACAGUGAAAAUUCAGCAAUGGAGGCAUCAACAGAAGAGCAGCAGAGUGACUAA